Molecule: messenger RNA, 1491 nt
Organism: Paramecium tetraurelia
Lineage: Eukaryota; Ciliophora; Oligohymenophorea; Peniculida; Parameciidae
Exons: 6
Source: RefSeq, a predicted model, not a curated record
AUGUAAAAAUACAUCAUUAAUAAAACAAUUCUAAUUCCUUAUAUGUAAUUGAUCAAUCGUGGCUUUUAUCAAUUUAGUUAAAAAGUUAAUCUUCCAAAAACAAUCGGAGUAUUAGGAUAUGGGGCAAUAGGAAAAGCUUUCACAGAACUAUUAUUAAAGUAACAUCCAAAAGCCAAUAUUGUUAUUCUUGACAAGCAUGAUGCCUUUUUCCCCAACGAGAAGAGAUUUAAGACUGUAAUUUACAAACAAACAAGAGAUAACCUAACACAAACACUUGACAUAAUGGGCCUAAAGGAGGGAGAUACACUAGUAGAUUUGUCGACUAAUAUUGGGUUUGCAGAAAUUUGGGCACUUUGUGCUUCGAAGGGAGUUAGAUAUCUAAAUACAGCCUUGGAAGUUUGGGAUGACAGCGAAGAUGCCAACUCAUGUCCCUAGAAUGCAGAGGAAGCAUAUAAAUUGACAUUAGGUUAUAUCAAGGACAAUGCUAAAAAAUCACCAUUCUGGUAGAAAGGUCCUACUUCAUUGUUUGAAACUGGAUUCAACCCAGGUGUAAUAUCUCAUUGCGUAAAAAGAGGUUUGGAAGACUGUGCUAAACACUAUCUUAAGAAUCCUCUAAGAGAAUAUAAUAAAAGUGAUUUGAGAAGACAUCUGGAGUAGAAGAACCAUUCGAAAUUAGCUUAAGUGCUUGGAGUACAUACAAUCCAUUGUUCUGAAACUGACAAUUAGUUAAUGGCUGAAAUCCCUAAAGAUGUCAAGACUAAGUUCUAUAAUACCUGGUCAUGCAGAGGGUUUCUCACUGAAGGACUAGUCCCUGCUUAAGUAGCCAGAGGUUCACACGAAGAUACUCAUAUUCCAAAUUGUUAUACAAUAAGAGAUGGAAAAACGAUAGUCUCGAAAAUACCAUCGGUGAACAUAUGGGCGAAGAGUUGGGUGCCUAAUGAAGACAUUACAGGGGUUCUGAUUCCUCAUGGCGAAGCUUAUUCUAUUUAAGAUUAUUUGAGCGAUCCAGAAACAGGAUACUCGCCCUCACAAUAUUAUGUUUACGAUUAUAAUCCAUUGGCGAAGGAGUUCAUAAGAAACCUACCAUCAAGUGCCACCAUAGAGAAUACUCAUCCAGAGAUGGAAGUUAUUCAUCCUAUGAAUUUCCCUUCGAUGAAAGGUUGGGAUAAAGUUGGUGCUCUCUUGAUUAUGAAAAAUAAUAGAGCCUGGUGGACUGGCAGUAUUAUGGAUGAAAUCGAUAGUUCUAAAAUAUUCAAUGGAAAGUUUGGUCCAACUGUGUUACAAGUGGUAGCAGGAGUGUAUGGGGGAUUUUUGUGGACUUGCAAACACCCAAAUAUUGGAGGCCACUUUUCUGAAGAUGUUGAAACUGAUGAUCUUAUUCGAAUUGGUGAACAUCUAAUGGGUAGAUUUAUUUCGAUCCCAGUUGACCUUAACAAAACGAAGAUUAAGGAUUGUUACAAAUUCCAAAGUUUUCUAUGCCAAUAAAUUUGA